Molecule: messenger RNA, 2101 nt
Organism: Xenopus laevis (African clawed frog)
Lineage: Eukaryota; Metazoa; Chordata; Amphibia; Anura; Pipidae
Gene: pls1.S
Product: plastin 1 S homeolog
Exons: 16
Coding region: 163-2034 (623 amino acids)
Biological process (GO): actin filament bundle assembly; actin filament network formation
Cellular component (GO): cytoplasm; actin filament; actin filament bundle
Molecular function (GO): actin filament binding; calcium ion binding
Source: RefSeq, a predicted model, not a curated record
CACAGUUACUGGCAGCACCUUUCUCCCAGGUUGGAUCUACGAGAGAGGAGUUCAUCUGGCGAGACUUAAAUGAACUACCACCCUACCUCUCCUCUGUCUAAACUUUCUGUAGCCAGGUCUCAGAUUUAAAAAAGUGAAAUCCUCAGCGAAGCACCUCUGGAUAUGGCAAACAAGACUAUUACAAUCACUAGAGAUGAACUGGAAGAUCUAAGAGAAGCAUUUAAAAAAGUCGAUAUUGACAACAGUGGCUUCGUUAAUGAUUAUGAGCUCCAUGAAUUGUUCAGAGAAGCCAGCCUUCCACUCCCUGGCUAUCAGGUUCGAGAGAUUAUUGAAAAGAUCUUUGUGGAGGCUGACCAGAAUAAGGAUGGAAAGAUAGACUUUGAAGAGUUUGUAUCGGUGAUGACAGACUUAAAAAGCAAAGACAUUAGCAAAACCUUCAGGAAAGCUAUCAACAAGAAAGAAGGCAUAACUGCAGUUGGAGGAACAUCUACUAAUUCCAGCCAGGGCACACAACAUUCGUAUUCUGAGGAAGACAAGUUUGCCUUUGCUAAUUGGAUUAAUAAAGGUUUAAGUGAUGAUCCAGACCUUCAGCACUUGCUACCCUUAAACCCAAAUAAUAAAAGCCUGUUUACAUCAUUAAGGGAUGGCAUUUUACUUUGUAAACUGAUCAACCUGUCUCAGCCAGAUACUAUUGAUGAGAGAGCCAUAAACAAAACCAAACUCACACCGUUCACCAUUUCAGAAAAUAUAAACCUUGCCCUGAAUUCUGCUUCUGCCAUUGGGUGCACAGUGGUCAAUAUUGGAGCCCAAGAUUUGAAAGAAGCGAGGAUUCACUUAGUGCUUGGGCUGCUCUGGCAAAUCAUUAAAAUAGGGCUGUUUUCAGAUAUUGAAAUAUCCAAGAAUGAAGCUUUGAUUGCUUUACUGAAGGAUGGGGAGAGUCUGGAGGAGUUAAUGAAACUGACGCCUGAAGAGCUUUUGCUUCGGUGGGUGAAUUAUCAUCUGGCUAAUGCUGGCUGGCCCUCAAUAAGCAACUUCAGUAAAGAUGUUAAGGAUUCCAAAGCUUACUUUCACUUGUUGAGAGAGAUUGCUCCCAAGGAUGAUGUUUUCAUUGACUUCUCCGGAUUUAUGGAAAAAGAUGACUUAAAAAGGGCCAAUUUCAUGCUCCUGGAGGCUGAUAAAUUGGGUUGCAGGCAAUUUGUGACGCCAUCAGAUGUAGUUGCUGGCAAUGCUAAGCUGAAUUUAGCCUUUACUGCAAAUCUUUUUAACAUGUAUCCCGCUCUUCACAAAGUCAACCACGGUUUUGACUUGAAUCAAAUUGAAGGAGAAACCAGUGAGGAGAGGACAUUCCGUAACUGGAUGAAUUCAUUAGGCAUUAACCCAUAUGUAAAUCACUUGUACAGUGAUAUGUGUGAUGCGCUAGUGAUAUUCCAGCUAUACGACAGGACUCGAAUAACAGUUGACUGGGGUCGUGUCAACAAGCCUCCAUUUUCUGCCCUUGGUGGACACAUGAGAAAGAUUGAGAACUGCAAUUAUGCCGUUGAUCUUGGAAAGAACAAGGGUGGUUUUUCCUUAGUUGGUAUCAGUGGUUCUGAUCUCCAUGAAGGAAACAAAACACUGACUCUGGCAUUAAUAUGGCAGCUUAUGAGAAGGUACACGCUAAUUGUCUUAUCUGAUCUGGGAGGAGGACAAAAAAUAGAUGACCAUAACAUCAUUGCUUGGGUGAAUGAAACUCUGGCUGGUGCAUACAAGAAAACUUUUAUCAACAGCUUUAAGGAUUCAUCCAUUAGCACAAGCCUUCCUGUUUUGGAUUUAAUUGAUGCCAUUGAACCAAAAGCCAUUAAUCCGGAAAUGGUGAAAAGGGAAAACCUUUCGGAAGCAGACAAAUUGAGUAAUGCUAAGUAUGCAUUAUCCAUCGCCCGAAAGAUUGGAGCAAGGAUCUACGCGCUGCCCGAAGAUCUGGUAGAAGUUAAACCAAAGAUGGUGAUGACAGUAUUUGCAUGCCUAAUGGGGAAAGGACUCAACAAAUUAAAAUGAAGAAGAGAUAUUUCAUUUUCUCUAACGAAGCUGCCAUGUUUAUUACAACCAAUGCCUCUAUCAUUUU